Eriocheir sinensis (Chinese mitten crab) is the source of this 5571-nucleotide messenger RNA. Its product is annotated as LIM/homeobox protein Lhx4-like. The coding region runs from base 572 to 1390 and encodes 272 amino acids. Gene Ontology annotation, biological process: positive regulation of transcription by RNA polymerase II. The transcript is spliced from 4 exons. NCBI's taxonomy places the organism in Eukaryota, Metazoa, Arthropoda, Malacostraca, Decapoda, Varunidae. Gene Ontology annotation, cellular component: nucleus. Gene Ontology annotation, molecular function: DNA-binding transcription factor binding; transcription coactivator activity. The record is from RefSeq and is a predicted model, not a curated record.
GACCUUUCUCGCGGCUACCUGGGUGGGUCUGGCGUGGAGGCGUCAGGCACCUCCACCGAUCCCUAUCAUUAGCCACAAAUUGGACGUGAAGGUAAACAGAGAAAAUUGUAGAAAAAUGCCACGCUGGCCCCAUGUACGGAUGACGGUUAAUGGAAUGAUGAGGUGACCCACUUUUAUUCUUCCUCGUCUGGGGCUGAAGAACCACAACGAAGGCUCUUUUUUCUUUCUUUUCCAGGCUAAUUGAAGAAGACACCUACAGACAAUUAGCAGGCCCAUAUUUAUUCUUCUUCGUAUGAACCUGAAAACUGCAACUUAAACCUUUUCCUUUUUCUCCAGCCUUCAGUAGAAUCAUACCAAAGUUGUCAUUUUCUCCUCCAUGAUGUAGUAGAGUUAAACUGGCUUUAGAUGGGCCGUUUGGUCUUUCCGCCGCAACUGCAGGGUCAUGUGGCGCCGAAACUAACUGUAGAAAGCAAUUAAAGGCAGCUAACAGGCCAUUUUCUAUUCUCCUUCGUCAGUAGCUGAAGAACCACAACUAAGACUAUUAUCUCUCCCCCCCCCAGGUAGUUGUAGGAUGAGGAUGGCCGCCGUGGAAGUCGGCAAGACAACGGGGAGCCAUGAGUGCGGAGGCUGCGGAAAGCGGAUCAACGACCGCUACCUCCUGAAGGCGGUGGACCUGUACUGGCACGAGGACUGCCUCAAGUGCGGCUGCUGCGACUGUCGGCUGGGCGAGGUGGGCUCCACGCUCUACAAGAAGGCCAACCUCCUCCUGUGCAAGCGUGACUAUCUAAGGUUGUUCGGGACCACCGGCCACUGCUCCGCCUGCAACAAAGUCAUCCCCGCCUUCGAGAUGGUCAUGAGGGCGAAAACCAAUGUAUACCACCUCGAGUGUUUCGCUUGUCAACAGUGCAACCACAGAUUCUGCGUGGGGGACCGCUUCUACCUGUGCGACAACAAGAUUCUCUGCGAAUACGACUACGAGGAGCGCAUGGUCUUUGCUAACAUGUCGUACUCGUCUGACUCGCUGGCACACAUCAAGCGACAAGUUAGUGACCUCCAGCAGCCCCCGGAGGAAUCUGGCUUGGCUCAACGCGGCGGCACCCCCACCCACGGCGCGGCCCUCCCCCAGCAGCCCGCCCAGCACCACCAGAUGGGGAUGAACGGCAUGAGCCUCGGCAGCGGCGUCGGCAGCGGCCCGGGCACGUCGGGGAUGCUGCUACCCACGUCACUGGCGGACCGGGGGGGCCUUGGGGAGCCGCAACUUGGCGUAGGCGAUGGCGUCCUGAAGGCCCCCGCAGCCCCCCAGCAGCCCAACAGCUCCAAUCAGGCGGUGGCUGACGACGCAUCGAGCGGCUACGGCAGUCCCGACUCUCUUACCAUGGAGGACCGAUGAGACGCGGCUGGGAGGGGGCGCAAAAGGCGGCGGACAUGACCAACGCAGGCUCCGUCGCAGCUCCCGCAGGCACCGUCACAGGCACCGCCACCGAUGCCGACACUGCCACAAGCUUCGUCGUCACAACAGUUUCCAUUCCCGAUGCCACAGAUGCCGCCGCCCUACGCGUCUCAUCUGCCGUCGAUGAUGUCGCAGAUGUUGCCGCGGUCCCAGGCACAAGGUCGGCUUCCCCAACAGCCGCCCAUGCUGCCCGGGAUGGCCUCGUCCUGCCCCGAGAUGAUCCGCGGAGCAGGGCCACCAACACAGCUGCAGCCUCAGUGGCCGCCACAGUUUUAACUCGGCGCGGCAACACAGUAUCCAGCACGGCCACCUCCAGCCCUGGAGGCAGCCCGAGGCCACAGCACCAGACAAACACCUUUGCGUGAGGUGGCCGGAUCUGUUGUUGUCUUGCUGAGGCAAAGCCAAGGCCUGUGGCAAACAGUGACAGUAGCACGGAGCUUCAGCGAUGGACCAAGCCAAAGCCCCCGCCUGUAGCCCCCUCCCAAGGCACAGCCAACUCCCAAGCCCCGGCGCCAGCGGCACCAAAUAGCGGGCCGCCAGGUCGUCGGCGGCGGCCCCGACAACCACCCGUCAAGCAGGAAGACUCGCCCGCCGCGGAGGCGUGGGCGCUGCCACGACUUUAUUCUCGCUAACAGAAGGAAGCAUGGACUGGUGAAUGCUUUUUACGGCUCUGUUAUGUGAUAUGUAAAGCAUUACUGUAAUGAUCGAUGGAAAACUCAAAGCAACAAGUAAUAUUAUUUGUAAAUAUAAUUUUAAGGCCAAAUGUGAGAUAAUGAACUCCCCGUUUUCGUGUGAGAUUGGUUGAGGGGAGACCCUCGUGCAUGUACAGUGACGGAACACUCUUCCUAUCUUGGUGUGCCAUAAAGACCUACUUUUAGCAGUUACUUAGUUUUCGGUUGACGCUACAGCCUUGAGGAUUGCACAAGCUGCGCUAGUCAAGUGAGGGAGCAAAAGACGAGCAGUGACCGAAGCACCAGUGCUCGCCAGUACCUGUAUGGCACCAAAGGACUGACUGACAGACGGCCGUCUCAAGCGGCUCACGUGUAUAAUCCUCGUCACAACAACAAAAACAACAACAACCAACACGCUCUGAAAAUGCUUGUUUAUGUUCUCUCAUACGUAAUCAGAGUAGUUCCGUAACGGACAGUAAGACCAUACAAGGGCAAGUAGCACCGGCCAGGUUGACUGUAUAUAAUGUGCACAUUUGCUUUCACCAACCUGAUCCGGCUUCCCAUUUUCUAUACACACCUAGUCGCAGCUCACACUAAUUUGCGCUGUAUCGCGGCGUAACUUCGCAAGAACUACAUUGCACGUCAGCGUCAUGCCUGCGAGCUCGUGCGGCGAGCUGAUCCUGCUGCCCAGCGGGCCCGCCGGGGCUGCCGCUCUGGCUCUUCGCCCCCUGGGGCAGAGGGCCGCGAGGAGCCCCGGUGGAGCGCUGCGGCCAGCUCGGCGGGGCGCCGCGGCGGGGCCGGCGGGCGCCGCGCUGACGAGAUGUGGAGCCUCGAACAUUACGUUGUCGUACAGUAAAUGUGAUACUUGUCGACGGCAAAUACAAAUAUGUGAGUAAGUGAGUGAAAGAAUACAUUAUUCCAUAACAAAAAAAAAAGAUUGCAAUGACAUAAAUCAAUUUUCUUAUUUCUUUUGGUUUAUAAAAUAUUAUGGAAUAAUGGCAAUUGGUGGUGUGUGAACGGAAUCGUUAUGGCUGUUUUCGCAUUCUUGUUGUUCAUUUACUGUAUGUACAAAGUUUAAAUGUUAUCAUCAAGGACAUUAAAUGAUUAUAAUAAUUAUCAUAACUGUUUCCAUAAUUAUGUUUCAUUCUUCUUAGUUGUUCACAGCCUCGUAAUGCCCAACCAUUACGUUUGUCACUGUCUUGUCCCCGCGUGUCCCCGGCGUGGGGCACGAGGCCCCCGUAAGGCCCCGGCCCCGGAACCCGGACCUCGGCCCCCGGCCCCCGCCACGCACUACCGACAAUACAUUCACUUUUCUCAUCACCGUUGGAACAUUAAGAGUGAAUCUGGCGAUGUAUCGAGACUAGAAUCUCACUGCAGUGCCUCCGGAAGGAACUCCCUCCGGCAGGCACACCAGCGAAGCCUCCGCCGCCUUCUGCUGCCGCCAAGCGUCGGCUGCAUUCCCUCUCACCCCCUGUCACCGUCUUGCCACCCAUCCCCCACUCAGAAGUACCGGUUCCAUGCAUGAGUCCUUGUCAGCUCACUCCGGACUCUAAAUUGUUAAUGUAUACGAGCAUUAGGUCUCUUCUAAAAAGAUUUUGUCAAAAAUAAACGUUCCCAACGGUGUGUUGAUGUAUCCGCGUCACGGCGCGUCGGACACAGCAAUCCUGUUCCCGCUAAGAUCAGAGUCGCAGCCGAGGACGCGGCGAGGCGCGGGCGGCGGCGGCGGCGAGGUGCAGUGCCGCGUUCCUCCAGGCCAGGCAGGGGCCAGGCCUAGUGUUGCAGGGUGUCGCGCCUCCGUGUCUCCCACUGUACAGAGAACGACCGGCCUCACCCACCCAUGGUACAACUCACCCACAUUCGCGACAAGCAGAUAUAAAUAUUACGUGAAUUAUCUGAACUUAUCAUCCUCAAGUAUACGCUAACCAUUAUUUGACCCGGGCCCACGCGGCGCCGCCACCACGCGGCGGGGCGGCGCUGGGCAGCCUGUGGACCGAAUUUCGUUCAUAUUUAUUGAAAGUGUAUGUAGUGGCGUCCAGUGCUAAGGUACAAGCCCAGUGAUUCCCCCACAGACAAAAACCACGACGAGUUCCUUAGCGCGAGAUCCAGACAGUGAAGCAGAGUCCACGAGGGGCGCGUUGCCCCCCGGCAGACUUGUACCUUGGCACGGGCGCGGCCCCCAUGUCUUUGUUAACUAUACAUGUGCUCAACGACCUCCACACACACGUCUCCUGCGUUUUCUGUUGAUGCUCAUUUUGAUAACCAGAGGGAGUGCCUGAGACGACCAGCACGGCAGACGUUUCUCGGUCUAAAGCAGUAUAACGACUCUCCUUCAAAGCCCACGAAACAUGUAUACCAAAAAGUGUUAGAUAAUGUACAGACAAAGUAAUGACCUAUAUGAACCGCGUUUUGUUGUAAUUCGGCCUCAACACGUCAGUCAGCUUCAGCAGCGGCCACCGACACACGGCGCGGCGCGGCCAGGGCGCCGCCGCGGGUUCCUGCCGCUGUUCACUUCAGUUCCUUGAGUCGACGUUGCAUUCAGCCGCUUAGUGACUCGCAUUUCGCUGAUCGAAUCCAAAGUGGUAAUUGAAUCUGUAUUAAUUUAUUUGUUUACUCUUUUAUAUAUAAAUAGAAUAUACAUAUUCUUUUUCUAUUCAAUUUAAAUAAGAUUUGAUGGUCUUCAUAUACUUUUAUAACAUUCCCGUUUCCUCCUCCCUUCCUUCCCUCCGGGAUCCUCAAAAACGAGCACAAAGCUAACACUAAAUUUACAGCUAAACAUUCCCGCGGCCGCCGCACGGCCGGGCCGCCUCUCAUUUUAAGGAAUGAAUUUGUUUGUUUAAGAGGUUUAAAAAAACGUUAGAAAACCCCAGCUGCUGGCAUUUGCAUGGCACUUGAGGCCCAACCCUACCAUACGCUGCAGGCCGCACGCUCUUGUCUUGUAACUGUAAUUUGAUUAAAAGUUCAAGUCGCAGGCUAAUGACUGAGAAGCCGCGUGAUGCAGGCCGUCUGUCUGCCGCCCUGUGACCCACCACUCGCCGGGACCCUGGAACGCACGCGGCGGCGGUGGUGUGCGGUGCGGUGGCCGCUGUGGCUGUGGUCAGGCUCACGCCGCAGGUGCUGCAGGCCUCCUGCAGACCCAGUCUGCCAUGCGUGUUGGCGUUUGAAGCACUGCCGCGGCCCUCAGGCCCCGUCACCCAGGAGUCGGGGAAGUGGGAGGGCCGCGGUGUUGUCGGACACCAACACAGCAGCAGCAGACUCUGCCGCCACGCUCCCACACCAGGCUGCCUGUCCAUGCAGCCAGUCACUGGCGCAGGCAGCGGCUGCAUCAGGCUGACCCAGUCACUAGUGCAGGCCGCAGACUAGUCCCUUCUUGACCCCCUCCCACUCUUGUUACCAAAGUUAUUGUCUAGAAUUGCACUUUUCUUAAAGUGAAUAUAUUUUGUACAAAGGAAU